Molecule: messenger RNA, 2598 nt
Organism: Desarmillaria tabescens
Lineage: Eukaryota; Fungi; Basidiomycota; Agaricomycetes; Agaricales; Physalacriaceae
Exons: 18
Coding region: 1-2598 (865 amino acids)
Source: RefSeq, a predicted model, not a curated record
AUGUCUUUCUCAGAGCAUCGAGUAAUCCCACCUCCGCCCCAGAAGCAAGGUCAACAGAGCAGGAACUUUCCUCCCGCCUCCAAUCGAUGGAUCCCUGACCGUGCAGCAAAUCAUUCUCCAAACCACCGCGUUUUUGUGUAUGCGCGCGAGGACGGAAGCUUAAGGAACAUUUCCUGGGCCGAGGCAGUCGCAGCCGCGUAUACUUGUGCUCGUUUAAUGAAUAAUCGCAUCCCUCUCAAGGACAAGGCCCCCGUGGUUGCUGUCUUGUCAAUGUCAGAUACCAUUACUUACGCGACUACGGUCAUGGGUCUUCAGCGUGCCAACUGCGUUGUAUUUCCGAUUUCCCCGCGUAAUUCGGCACCUGCUGUUGCACACCUUCUUUACGAGGUGAGGGUGGAACAUGUACUUGUCGGUAGAGAUGAGUCCAUGCAAGUCGUCUCUCAUGAAGCACUCGACAUCUUGAAGUCUCGAUAUCCCUCUGUCGACCUACCGCAGCUAUCUCCUAUCCCAAUUUUCGAGGACCUCUUUCUGGCGGAUUGGGAGACGCGUACAAAUGCUGAUGAUCUUCCUCUUUUGAGUGUGGAUCCCGGUGCCGCCUGCCUGUAUUUGCAUUCCUCUGGUUCAACGGCAUAUCCAAAGCCAAUUCCCUUGACUUUCCGUCGUAUCAUUGAGCAUGCCUUGGUUCCAUGGUUCGGUGGAAGAGACUUGUGCGACCUCGUCUUCGCUGUGCAUGGCUUACCAAUAUACCAUAUUAUGGGCCUCGGGGCAGUUCUUUGGGCGGCAUCAUCGGGAAUAGUGUUAGGUGUCUUUGAACCCAGAACACCGGCCACAUCUCCAACACUCGAUAGCAUGUUUGCGUCGGCCAUGACGAUGAACAGCGACAUCGUAUUUUGUGUUCCCAUCUUUUUGGAAACACUAUCUCGUGAACCGGAGUACAUUGAUUGGCUAUCUACACGUUCGGGCGUGAUUUACGGCGGGGGGUCAUUAAACAGGGAAGCAGGAGACCACCUGGCAUCUAGAUGGUGUUCCCAUUUUUGUUGUUUACGGGUCAAAAAUGAAUUUAGCGAGCCCUCCGUCAUCAACACGACCGUUGAUGGUGUUGACGGUUUUGCGACAUCAGAUCUCUUCACUCCACACCCGACGAAACCUGGUUACUGGAAAAUCAUUGGGCACGAACCCAGGACCUUUGGAGAAUAUGCUCAAUCAGGAUCCGCAUGUCUCAGCAGCUGUCAUGUUCGGGCGCGGGAAAUAUCAGUUGGGAUACUCGUUGAACCAGCGUCCCAAUUUUCCUUCGAUCCUGUGGAUGAGAACAAGCUCGCUGAAUUCAGGAACAUGAUUUGGCUUACAGUCAAGAAGAUGAAUCAAUUCGCACCACAACAUUCACGUUUAUUCAAAGAAAUGAUUAUUGUCACGAAGCCGGGUCAACCCUUUACCUAUACAGCUAAGAACACAGUGAGUCCGAUCCCCGACAACGAAGACCUUUUCCAAUACGGAUGCGAUAGCUUACCGGCUGUAUCUCUCAGUUUACAAGCCACACGGAUUCGAAAUAUCCUCUUUCAGGCGCUACGAGACUCAGCCGAUUACGAUACCCACCAAAUCUCGGACGACUUCGUGUACUCUAAUCCGAGUAUUACUCGACUGGCAAAGUUCCUGGUUUCGGUUGUUCAAGGAACGCACAUUCUUGGUGUCGGUACAGCUUCCGGGCUGGAUGCGAUGCAUGAGAUGGUACAAAAGUAUUCAAAGAACUUUCCCACCGUACCUGAGAACCAGUCCUGGCUGGAGAUAGACAAAAUUGUGCUCGUAACGGGUACCACCGGGGGCCUCGGGUGCCACAUCUUAGUGAAUCUUGUCUUGGACGAAACGGUCAAGCACAUAUACGCGGUGAAUAGGCCGGGAGCAGUGCCUGUGAUAAAGCGACAGGAGCAAACAUUUGCCGACCAUGGACUAAACGUUAGCAUGGAGAAGGUCACCAUGCUUGAAGCUGACCUGUCGGUUGAAACUCGAGUUCUUGACCAGGCAACAUGGCGUGUGGAUUUCAACCUAGGAUUGUCUUCAUUUGAGUCCAAUAUCCGAGGACUACGCAAUUUGAUUGAUUUAGCCUUAGUUUCGCAAGCGCGGCUUAUCUACACGAGCUCUAUUGGAGUAUUCCAGAAUGCCCCAGCGGAUCAUCCUCUUGCUGAAGCACCCAUCAACGCCACGGUCGCACAAGGAACAGGAUAUGGCGAGUCCAACUCACGGGAGGACCGAAGGGGCACAUGGAAAAUUAAGGAAUGGGUUCCAUCCAUGAUCCAGAGUUCCACGGUGCUUGGCUGUCUGCCAGAUGAUGACAAGUUCAUCUCAUGGCUGCCGGUGCACAUGGCUGCACAGCUCCUUGUCGACUGCAUCGACAUUCCAACUUCGAUCAUGCAUCUCGUUCAUCCGAAACCGGUUAUAUGGUCCACUUUAGCUCGCAUCAUCUCGGACGAAGUUGAACGUCAGACUCGUGUCAUAUACACACUGGCUACAGGCGUUAGGAACACUCUGCCUUGGACGCGACGAAAUUGCCGGCGAAGCGUAUACUUCCGCACUACAAGCACAGUGCGAAAAAUAUGGGAUUAA